This is a messenger RNA of Pimephales promelas (fathead minnow), 2010 nucleotides long. RefSeq names its product Rh blood group, D antigen (gene rhd). Gene Ontology annotation, cellular component: plasma membrane. Lineage: Eukaryota; Metazoa; Chordata; Actinopteri; Cypriniformes; Leuciscidae. The record is from RefSeq and is a predicted model, not a curated record. Gene Ontology annotation, biological process: ammonium homeostasis; ammonium transmembrane transport. Gene Ontology annotation, molecular function: ammonium channel activity.
CAUACUCUUCUUCAUCUCUGGCCGGUGAAGAUUAAAGACAGUCAGAGUUUUGUCACGGUAAUAAUGGCUCCUCAGUACGCCCCCAGUCUCCGCUCAAGACUUCCUCUGGUGGCCUUCCUCCUGGAAACCAUCUUUAUCCUACUGUUUGUCUUUUUUGUGAAAAUCGAGCAGCAUGAGUCUGACAGUAAGCUUUUCAUCCGCUCAUAUGCAGAAUUCCAAGAUAUUCAUGUGAUGAUAUUCAUGGGGUUUGGAUUCCUGGCCACGUUCCUUGUACGAUAUGGUUUCAGUGGAUCAGGGUUUAACAUGCUGUUAGCAGCCAUGGCCAUCCAGUGGGCCGUCUUGAUGAAUGGCUUCCUGCUGCCACAACGCCACCACAGACGAGAGAUCCACAUCAGUAUGAAGAGUGUGAUUGAGGCAGAGCUCUGUGCAGCAUCCGCUCUGGUUGCAAUGGGAGCAGUCCAUGGGAAGACAAAUCCUGUCCAGCUUUUACUAAUGGCUCUGGUGGAGGUCACUGGAUUUGUGAUCAAUCAGUGGAUCCUGCGAACUCUGCUCCAUGCAGAUCAGCUGUACAGCAUCAUGAUGCUGCAUAUCUUCGGGGCUCUUUUUGGUGUGAUGGUGUCAUGGGUGCUGUACAGAGAGGGAAUCAAUCCAAAACAUGAGAAAGAAAAAAAUGACCGCAGCACUGGCUUAUUCGCAAUGUUUGGAACACUGUUUCUGUGGAUGUUCUGGCCCAGUUUUAACUCAGCACUGGUGUCUCACAGGGUGGAGAAAGAACUGAAACUCACUGUGAUAUAUGGGACGUAUCUGUCUCUGGCCGUCAGUGUUGUCAUUGCGAUGUCUGUUUCCAUGCUCACCAGCUGCAAAGGAAAGAUGAACAUGGUUCAUAUCCAGAGCUCUGCCUUGUCUGGUGGUGUUGCCAUUGGAGUUGCCAUGACGGCAGUCCACGCGCCAUGGAUUGCAAUGCUGAUUGGUUUCUGUGCCGCUCUCGUAUCAGCCCUGGGAUUCAAGUACAUGAAGGAUCACAUGUUGUUUGCUUUUGAGUGUCAUGACACCUGUGGCGUCCUCAAUGUGCACGCCAUACCGGGAAUCCUGGGAUGGUUCGCUCAUUUAUUUAUACGGCUGGCCAGUACUGAAAGCACAAUAGCUGUGCGGUUUGCUGUGUAUCACAUCUGUGUUCUCCUCAUAACACUGUGCAUGAGUCUGGUGAUGGGAACAGCUACAGGACUUUUCCUUAAAUGGAGUUUCUGGAGACCCCAGCAGGACAGGAAGUGCUUUGAUGACCAGGCAUUCUGGGAGUUUCCAAAUUUGGUGGUACAUGUAUGAAGAACAUUGUGGACACAUCGAAAAGAGAACUCAUAAAUGCAAUUAACAUAAAAUCUGUGUUUGAGAAGUCACAGGUUGCUUAAGUAAACAAUUUACAAUAUAAAAUAUCCUCAAAACAACAACGGCAAAGAAUUUUCCAAGCCCGUGGCUGGAGAAGUUUGGUGAGCUGAUAUACCACCAACUAAUUUAAUAUAUAAAAAUAACCUGAUGGCUAACCUAUAGUCCAUAAACCCAUUAUUCAUCUGUAUUUGAACAUAGUGAAAGAAAAUAACACUGGCUCUGUACAUAUUUACAAUAAUUUUAUUCAUUUGAAACCCACAGUUGAAUGAAGUUUAGCUACUUUUUGUCAGAAAGAGAGGCAUGGAUUACAUUAAAAUGUUACAUUCUUUUAGCAUGUAGAAAUCACAGACUCUCUAAUUUGUCAGUUAAUAGACGAGUCAAAAUCUUUGACUGACGUCACCUUAUUCUCCCAUAACCACUGAAAUAAUAAGAAAUUGUGCUUUUUUAAAACCAUUAACAUUUUUAUACAACUCCCACAUGCCCAAGCAUACACAUAGAGAGUGACCUUAAUGCUCCAGAACACACAAAAUAUAUAACCAGGGUUCCCACAGUCGAGGAAAAUAUGCUGUUUGGUUUUACUAGUCGCACAAAAAUUAAACACUUCAUCUUUAAAAAAAAAAAAAAAAA